Messenger RNA from Strongylus vulgaris, 954 nucleotides. NCBI's taxonomy places the organism in Eukaryota, Metazoa, Nematoda, Chromadorea, Rhabditida, Strongylidae. The record is from the annotation of a GenBank genome assembly.
AUGAACAAGUUUCCAGAAAAUGUGCGACUAUACACCUCUACACGACAAGCACUUAAAAUCAACAAGAACACAAAAGUUAUAAUACAGGGGUUCACAGGAAAACAGGGGACCUUCCAUGGAAAGCAAAUGAUCGAAUAUGGAACUAAGGUUGUUGGUGGUGUAAACAAGAAAAAGGCUGGAGAACAACAUAUGGGCUUGCCAAUAUUCAGGGAUGUAAAAGAGGCACGAGAAAAGACCGGCGCAGACGCAUCAGUAAUCUACGUACCUGCUCCAUUUGCAGCCAGUGCUAUUGAUGAGGCGAUGGACGCUGAAAUUCCUCUUGUUGUUUGCAUUACCGAAGGAAUACCUCAACAAGAUAUGGUUCGAGUGAAGGAUCGACUUGUUAAGCAGAAUAAAACUCGACUUGUCGGCCCUAACUGCCCAGGUAUAAUUACUCCUGAGGAAUGUAAGAUUGGCAUUAUGCCAGGACAAAUUCACAAGAAGGGUAUUAUUGGUGUAGUGUCAAGAUCUGGCACGUUGACUUACGAAGCAGUACAUCAAACAACCCAAGUUGGUCUGGGGCAAACUCUCUGCGUUGGUAUUGGUGGUGAUCCGUUUAAUGGAACAGAUUUUAUUGAUUGUCUUAGCAUUUUCUUGGAGGAUCAUCACACGAAAGGUAUAAUUCUUAUUGGCGAAAUUGGAGGAUCCGCAGAAGAAGAGGCUGCUAAGUUCCUUAAAGAUAAUAAUAAGGGUGAACAUGCGAAGCCUGUUGCCUCUUUCAUUGCUGGUUUAACAGCACCUCCAGGAAGGAGGAUGGGACAUGCUGGCGCUAUCAUUAGUCGUGGAAAGGGAACUGCGACUGAUAAAAUAAACGCUUUGAAAGAGGCUGGAGUACAUGUGACAGACUCUCCGUCAAAACUCGGUAUUACAAUAGCUAAAGCUCUUCUCGAACAAGUCACACAUCUAGAUGAUUAG